AUGAGUAGUCGUCGAAGGAAAGACCUAGCAGCUAUUCGAAGACGCGUGCAAGACGAUGGCGACGAGGAAACAUGUCCAGAAAUCGAGGAACUAGAUGAUGACUCACUUAGCGACGACUCGACGCACGCAGAUGAAUCAGAUAUACCCGAGGAAUGUGAACUUGAAAGACCACUUGAUUCGGAUAAAGUAGGAGUCAAUGGAUUUGGUACAAAAAACCACAUUCAUUUAGUCGAAGAUACACCGGAAGUGCUACCAAAAGUUACAACUAGUCUCUUCAAUAAAAGAACUGCUACUAUGGAUAUGAUGCUAAACGGACUGAAACUUACAGAAGAGAUAAUGCAGCUGGACGCAGUAUCUUAUGAAGAUUUACGUGAGGAUGAAUUUCAGGCCUCAUCUCAUCAAGCUAGAUCUACCGCAAAGCCUGGUAAGCAGCCUCUUGAAGCUCUCCACGAACGACGAAGAAGGGAGCAUGAGGAAUACAAGAAGCGGCGAGAUGAAGACCCUGCAUUCGUACCAAACCGUGGAGCAUUUUUUAUGCACGACCACCGUCACUCUGGACCAGCUGCUAAUGGAUUCCGUCCAUUCGGCCGUGGGAGAGGUCGUAGUCGGCCAGGCCAUGGCGCCAUAUCGUCAGCAUCUAACAAAAUGCCCGUCUCAAUCGAACCACCAGAUGCACCAUGGACUCACGAUAAACAUGAGGCCAUUGCUGACCUCGCCCCUCAAAAUUUAUCGACGCCAGACCCCACGCUUAACUGCGUAAAUCCAUAUUCUCGAACCUCAACGCUCACUUCUCAGGCUGCACCUCCUAACCGAGCUCUUUCCGCUACCAAGUCUCUUGGAAAUGUUCUGAUUCGAGUGGCUUUGCCAGCUAUGUUAAGCCCUAUUAUUUUUUCCGGAAUUCCAGUUAAACAGUACACUCGCCUUCCAGAUCAUCGUCCUCCUCUUAGGAGGGAUAAACCUGUCCGGAUUUCUCUACCUAAAAAGACGCCACGCUAUAUAUUCCCUCCGGUUGAUAGAUCCUUUAUAUUUAUCCCCCGCGCAAUGAGACCUAAUCAGCAAGGUUUCGGUAGUAGAGGAAGAGGUCGUUCUAUCCUCGGGUCUGCCGGAGGCUAUUCAAGACGAACAAGUGUUUUUGGCGGAAGCUUAUACGGGAGCGCAUACUCGCCAAGUAUCGUCAUGAGCCGCUGCUCAUCACUUGCGAAGGAAGUGAACAGAGAUAACUUGACAUCUCCAAACCACUCCACAAUAUCUAAGACAAACAUUGCAAAUUCUUCGACGAAACCCGUAGUUCGACUGCCUCCAGCCCAAGAUAUACCUCAACCAAAAACGGCUCAGCACAUAGAUAACAAAUCUGUUCAGGGUAGUAAUCAACACAGCAGCGCAUCAAUCCCAAUCUCAACUAAAAACGAGGUAUCACCUGAAUGUCAAGAUUCUGAACCCUCAGACACCAAUAAAGAUCUAUCAAUAGAAAUCCCUAUGCAUCAACCCCGACCCCAUAAAACGGUUUCAGUUGCUGAUAUAGAGUCACCGACAAUAUUAAAAUUUAACCCACCUCAACAACAGCAACAGCAGCCUUUUCACCAUCAAGUUCCUGCUCAGGUGAAUGAAAAUAUUUUUUCAUUUGAACCCGGACUUCAUUCCCGAAAUGCUUCCUACCCAAGCCAAACAUCGACGGGUACCCCUCUAUCUCAGAUUCCGGAGCGUGCGAUUCACGCUCAGCCAUUUCAGCCAAAUCACUACCCUUCACAACAGUUUUAUCCACAACCAUGUCAAAUUGCGAUUCCACCUCAAGGAUAUUACUUUCCCCACCCUUUCGCCUCAGUGUUGCCUUCUAGUGGUGGUACUUCUCCAUUCAUUCCAACUUCGUCUCUUCAAGUACAUCCUCCGCAAUCUUCUCAGGAGAACCAAUGUGAAGAUACGACACCUCUAUCUGGCGUACAGAACUUAGUAGUCCAAGAAGUUAAUGGUAUGGUGUACUACUAUGAUGCUGCUCAAUUACCAGCUGUAUCGGCAUUUUCUACAUAUCAACCACCGCCACCAUCAUACCCAGCUCAACAGGUUGGGAUGAUGGAAAUGGGUGUGAUGGCGCCAAAUAAUGAUGGAUUUUACUACGCCCAGGGCCCUCAUGGCUCCAUGUACUAUCCUCAAUAG
Messenger RNA from Blumeria graminis f. sp. triticale, 2151 nucleotides. Lineage: Eukaryota; Fungi; Ascomycota; Leotiomycetes; Helotiales; Erysiphaceae. The record is from the annotation of a GenBank genome assembly.